This is a messenger RNA of Solanum verrucosum, 879 nucleotides long. RefSeq lists its product as uncharacterized. The coding region runs from base 76 to 879 and encodes 267 amino acids. The record is from RefSeq and is a predicted model, not a curated record. Lineage: Eukaryota; Viridiplantae; Streptophyta; Magnoliopsida; Solanales; Solanaceae. The transcript has a single exon.
AAACCAAUUUCUAUUCUAGUUUUCUUUCAAGCAUUUUAUCAAACAGUUUCUCUACACCUUUAAAGAUUCAUAACUAUGAUUAGCAAUUUUGAAUCUGAUGUUAAAUAUCUACAGAACCCAUCUUUGAUUUCUCAAUUCUUUUCUCUUUCGAAUAUCGAAAAUGUUCCUGAAGUUUACAGUUUCUGGAAAUGGGGUGCUCUGUUUUUCGCCAUAUUUGUUACAUUUAGUACUUUAUUUGGAAGAAUUAAGUUUACAUUCAUUUACUUACGUAGAAUUGAGCCUUCUGAUGAGCCUAUUCUUCAGUAUCUUAGCGAAGACUUCGACUUUUCUGAUGAUGACGACGAUGAAUGCUCGUCCGUGUCUUCGAAUGAUGAAGAGAUAAUUACACCCAGAGGUGAUCGAGAUUUUUCUGUGGCGGGUGGGAAAAAGAGUAUUUUAAGACUUAUAAGGCGACGGAGCAGCUAUGGACUGUUUCCGUUAACUGAAUUUGUCGCCGGAAAAAAUGUUGUAAAGCUCUGGGAUUUGAAUAUUGAAGAAAAGAUGAGUGAAUUUCGGACGUUGCCAUCGCCGUCGCCGGCGAUGGUUUUUUGGUCCGAAUUGAGAGAUGAGAGGAACGGCGUUGUUUUAGCUGGUUACGACGCGAGAAUGAGGCGUCAGUCGCCGGCGAUAUUUGCCGAUUGGGGUACAGGAAAAGUGGUGGGUAUCGGCGGUGUUGAGAAAGUGUACGUUAGAGAUGAAGUCGCCGGAGUUGUAAAGGUUGGUGAUAUGAGGAAAGCGAAAACGCCGGUGGAAAUGGUGACGGAGGUCGACGGUGGCAUGUGGUGGAACGCCGGCGCCGUUAUCGUUGACGAUGACUUCGUUAGACAUAAAUUUAUUUAG